This is a messenger RNA of Penicillium canescens, 1692 nucleotides long. Its product is annotated as tRNA (uracil(54)-C(5))-methyltransferase. The coding region runs from base 1 to 1692 and encodes 563 amino acids. Lineage: Eukaryota; Fungi; Ascomycota; Eurotiomycetes; Eurotiales; Aspergillaceae. The record is from RefSeq and is a predicted model, not a curated record. The transcript has 2 exons. Gene Ontology annotation, biological process: tRNA processing. Gene Ontology annotation, molecular function: tRNA (uracil(54)-C5)-methyltransferase activity, S-adenosyl methionine-dependent.
AUGUUUGCCGUUCGCUUCUCCGUCCGACGCAUUACUUCCUCUUGGCUACCUCGAGCCAGUCAACUACGACCGACUUCCGACUUCUACGUUCCUCGCCCUGCCAAUGCUCCGGUCCCCGCAAUAAUGCAGAACACUCCCAGGAAACACUUCGCCGGCAAGCAGCGCAAGAAGGCGAAGGUCGAGAAGAAUAAGAGCAGUGGACACGAUGAGGUCCUCCUCGCCGACAUCAACAACCUUCUUAAGCGCAGUCAAUCCGAACAGGACGAAACCAAUGGCGAGGAUGCGCCCCAGGCUAUUCCCGAGAAAUUCACUGAAAUGGAUGUGAAGAUUUCUGAGCUUUCCUCGACCGGCGAUGGUCUAGCACUUUCAGAGAAUGGAAAAUAUGUAUAUGUGGUUCCGUUCACAGUCCCCGGCGACACUGUGCGGGUCAAAGUGGUGAGGCAUUUCGAGUCGUUGUCAUACAGUUUGACCGAUUUCGUGAAAGUGAUUGAAGCCGGCCCCCAGAGAAAUGAUGCGCUCAUUAAUUGCAAAUACUUCGGAGAGUGUUCUGGUUGUCAGCUCCAGAUGAUGUCUUACGAGGACCAGCUUGCUCACAAGCGCCGCAUCGUGGAGAAAGCCUAUGCUAAUUUCUCUGGGCUGAUCCCAGAGCUUGUGCCCACAAUUGGAGAGACAUUCGCCUCGCCAAUGCAGUUUGGAUACCGCACGAAGCUCACACCGCAUUUCGAAAAUGGCGGCGGCCGCAAGGCCAAGAAUCAUGACGAAGCGGAGGAGGUCAAAGUUCCACCUAUUGGAUUUACAUACAAGAACCGACGCCUUGAUAUGGAUAUCGAGGAUUGCCCUCUGGGAACAGAUAUUGUGCGGCGUGGUCUCACUAGUGAGCGGAAACGAGUUGCAGAGAACAUCCGUUCUUACAAGAGAGGUGCCACUCUUCUGAUGCGAGAGUCAACCACACGAGUGCCCAAAGAGUCGGCAACUACUUCCGACGGCGAAGCACCCAAGCCAAGCCCGAUCAUCCCAACACCAGGAGCAGACACGGGCGACGUUAUCCGCAUCGAGCACGAGAAUUAUAUCGAAGAGAAGCGCUGCAUCACAGACAACAAUGCCACAAUGGUCGAGUACGUCGACGACUACAUCUUCAGCAACAAGGCAGGCGCCUUCUUCCAAAACAACAACUCAAUCCUGUCCGGCUUCACGGAGUUCAUCCGCUCCCAAGCCAUCCCCGCAGGCAACGAAAAAGACCCACGCCCGAUCAAGUACCUCCUGGAUGCCUAUUCCGGCUCUGCCGGCGAUUCCAUUAACUCAGCACGCGACAACGCCCGCGCAAACGAGCUCCCUAACACGGGCUUCGCUGCCGCUGAUGCCGCUGUUCUCUUCAAAGAUGUCCCUUACCCUGCUGACCAGACUUUGCUCGUCAUUGACCCGCCUCGCAAGGGUUGCUCGGAUGACUUCUUGCGCCAGAUGCUUGACUUCAAACCCCGUCGUGUCGUUUAUGUCAGUUGCAAUGUUCACACCCAGGCUCGCGAUGUGGCUGUCAUGGUUCAGGGUGACGAGAAGAAGAAUGUGCGCUAUGAGAUCGAAAGUAUUCGUGGCUUUGACUUCUUCCCUCAGACCGGUCAUGUGGAAGGUGUGGCUAUUUUGAAUCGCACUUCUUUCCCUCAGGCGGAGACUGCUCCUCAGACGGAAACCGCUUAA